AAACAUCAACCGAAAUCUCUUACUCGUCAUUCCUCACUGAUCAUAUUUCGUUACUGACCUCGAGAUGUAUUCAUGAGGUUGGAGCAGGUGGUCAGUCACAAGAAGACCACCGCAGUGACUACCAUAGAAGACAUCAAGAGUGAAGCGAGAGUGAUUCAGCAUGUACAGCUCAGCUUCUCCCCCUAUAACGCGACCCAACAGAAGCGGAGGCAAAGCACACGAGACGGGCCGCAGCUCUCGGGCCACAGAUGAUAUGAAAGCGCUUCAGUCGGUGUCAGCAACUGACCGUGUAACUCAAUUCCUUCCAUUUUGCUCCUCUUCAAUCCUCUUCCUCCAAGUGCUGCAUUAUGAACUCCCUCUGCCCUCGCCGUGGCAUCGAGGGAACAUUCGAGCGAGGCUGGAUUUUUGUUCUGCCGCAUGGUCACAAUGCAGGUGGGGUACACUGGCCAUAUCAUUAGGUACACCGGCCAGGGAUGGACAUAUCAAUUGAUUUAUUCGAUCGGUGAUUUGCAAAGUGUUGUACCGGGGACCCAUCUUGGAUCGUAAAUAAUCAGUGAAUGAAAUGUUCAAACUGUACAUAAGAAUACAGUGGCUAAACCCUGCUUUAAAUACAGUACAUGGUUUAGGUACAGUUCAGUUGUAUUUCACUUUUAAAACAGGCGGGGAAAUGCCUGAGUCAUGAGUUUGGCGCACAUCUCAUCAAAAGAGCAGCAACAUUUCUCUGUUUUUUCCAGUUUGUUUUGGGGAAAGAACACCAGACAGUUUCAUUUCCUCAGUGGGCUCAUAUUAAAGCUUGCAUCACAGCAUGCUGGCUGAUGUUUACUGCCUUAUAGUCUGCCCAUCACGCACCGGCAUAUUAUUUGAUAUUUCAUCCAAGAAUUGCCAUGGCUAAGGUCGCCAGCCAUGGGGAACCUCAUUAAGGUCCUUGGCAAGGAUUUAGAAAACUGUCCUCAUUUUUUCCUGGACUUUGAAAAUGCCCAGCCCACCGAGGCCGAGACGGCCGUGUGGAACCAGGUCAGCGCCGUGCUGGAGGAGGCCCACGGGAUUCUGGCUGAGCUGCAGUCCUAUAACGGCGCCGGGCAGGAAAUACGAGAAGCCAUUCAGAACCCGGGUGACCUGGCUCUGCAAGAGAAGGCCUGGAAUGCAGUGUGUCCUCUGGUGGCCAAGCUGAAGCGCUUCUACGAGUUCUCACUGCGCCUGGAAAAUGCCCUGCGCAGCCUGCUGGAGGCGCUGACGAGCCCGCCUUACGCCCCCAUGCAGCACCUGGAAAGAGAGCAGGCCCUGGCCAAGCAGUUUGCAGAGAUUCUCCAUUUUACGCUCAGCUUUGAUGAGCUCAAGAUGACAAAUCCAGCCAUUCAGAAUGACUUCAGCUACUACAGGAGGACCAUUAGUAGGAACCGGCUUAACAACCAGCAGUUGGAAGCGGAAAACGAGGUGAACAACGAGAUGGCCAACCGAAUGUCGCUGUUCUACGCUGAGGCCACGCCCAUGUUGAAGACCCUGAGCAAUGCCACCACCAAGUUUGUCUCAGAGAACAAAACCUUACCCAUCGAGGACACCACAGACUGCCUGAGCACCAUGGCCUGUGUGUGCCGUGUCAUGCUUGAAACCCCGGAGUACCGCUGCCGGUUCACCAACACGGACACCAUGUUGUUCUGUAUGAGGGUGAUGGUGGGCGUCAUCAUCCUCUACGACCACGUCCACCCCGUCGGGGCGUUUGCCAAGACCUCUAAAAUCGACAUGAAGGGCUGCAUCAAGGUCCUUAAAGAGCAGCCGUCCAACAGUGUGGAGGGACUUCUCAACGCACUGAGGUAUACGACACGACAUCUAAACGACGACAGCACCUCCAAACAGAUCCGGGCACUGCUGCAAUGAACUAGGGAAGCGGGGAUGGGCGUGCACUUCAAAAGGAAAAGAAAAGAAAGAGCGAAACACCAACGAAGGGGCCCGUUUGCUUACGACAAAUAACUCCGGAUGACGAGAAUAACAAAAAAAAAAAAGAGUUCUAUUUAUUGUCAGCUGUCCUCCAUUUUGUCUCUUGUUUUGUAAAGUAAGAAAAUAGAGAUGAUUAAAAAAAGCCAGAAAAUAUAAGAUAUAUAUAAAAAAAAAAAAACCCAAAGCAGCAGAUUAAAAAUAAGUAGAAUUACCAACAAGAGAGGACGCUUUUAUUGCCAAUUUAGGUGCGAGUGGAUGCAGAGCUGACACUUAAUUCCUGCGGUAGUCCUGACAAGUAAGUUUGCGAUUCUCCCACCAGGCUGAAGUCUCAAUAUACAGUGAAGCAAUGUGAUGGACGAUUUCCGGAGAAUUGCUUUCCAAUAUUUUGGAGUGUUGAGGAUCAGCUCGGUGGAAGAAUGUCAUCAUUUUUAUUCUUUUCUUUGAGUUCACGUCGUAGGCUAUUACUUGUGCAACAUAGUUCUCUCUCUCUCUCUCUCUCUCUCUCUCUCUCUCUCUCGGUGCUAAUGUCCUUUUAGCUAUCACUGUGCUUACUUGUCAUCCACCUGAGCACUUUGCACUAGUUUCAAAGUGCUGCUGCUUCUUUAUUUUUUUUAAUUUUAAUUUUAUUUUUUUGGUGAAGCCUUAGCAUUGCUUUCUGCUACCGGGACAAGUUGCAAGAAAGACAUUCAUCACCUAUUAACCCUCCUGUUACGUUCGGUUCUCAGGAACAACAAUUUGACCCAGGACUUGUUGAGCUAUUCAAAAAAAGUGUCCAAAACAAAACCAGAAAACACUGCUUAUAUGUCAUGAUCAAGGCAACUUCUAAGAAUUACAAUCAAAGCUUUAUAAUCAACAUCUCACAGUUCAUGCAAGUAAUUUCAGGACGUGUUGAAUUAUCCAAAAAGGACUGAGACAAAACAACAACAAAAUACCAAUAAACUUUGCUUCUGUUUUUUUUCCCCCCCACGACAAACAACAGUGUCAAUAAUGUUCCGGGGUCUGUUUGACCCAGAACAUUUUCAAUUGUCCAAAAGUGUAUCGGGGGCUGAGGGGGUUAUUUCUCAUUAUUUAUUGCAUUAGCGACCACUGUGAUCAAGCUUUUGUGCAUUACCUCUCACAAAUCAUCAGACCAACAAUGUGUUGGGUCAAUUUGACCCGGGCCAAAUUUAAAUUAAUGGUUAGUAUACUUAAGUCUACUACAAACAAUUUCAGUCUUUUUUAUUAUAUAAUUUAAUAGGAGUGAUGUUUUUAAAAUAAAUGUAGGAUUUUAUAAAAAGGAAAAAAAAUACUCGUUCUUUUGUUUGCUUUUGUUCUGUAUUUCUGUUCUGUAUUAAAAUCGGGUCCAUUUGACCCGUAACAUAACAGGAGGGCCAAAUCCUUAUUUCUCAUUCUAUUUUUCACACACACACACCAGUUUUGAAGGGAAGUCGUGCUUCAUCAAAUGUGACAUCAGCAGACAUCGACGACUGCAAGAACAUUUGGCAUUUAUUCAGCUAGAAAAAAAUUUCCCAGCUUCGUCAGCCAAGAAGAGUCACACUCCAAAAAACAACAACAACAAAAAAAAAAGAGACUUAAAAAACUAAUUUAAAGCAGUGCUGUACGUUGGAUGUCUAUAGGCUUUUAGUCUACAUCGAUUUGAUCUCUUUAAAUUAUAUUUUCUAUACAGGGGUAUGUGCACAAGCAUAGUCUGUAUCAAGUAGAUGGCAUGUUGUACGAGGUCUGGGCGAACGUGUGUAAAUAGUGUGUUUUUAUUCAUUUUUAAUUGUUCAGUGAUGCUGAAAUGGGUGACAUGUGGCGUCUUUCUCACGUUGACCAUGCGUCUGCCUAAUUGGACCAUCAGACUUGCCGUAGUCAUAGGGAUUUUUUUUUUUUCGAUAUUCCAGGGAUUCAGCUUUCAUCAUUGCAAAUGAACUGGAGCGGGAAGGGAGGGGGCGAAAGUGGUGCGUGUGUUUGUGUGCGCGCAAAUGUGUAUGUUAGGAUGGGUUGAUGGGAUGGGGGCUAUCCAUUUGCUUGUUAUUUUGUACAUUUUGUGCAACAAUAAACUUGUCAUUUAUUACA
Molecule: messenger RNA, 3993 nt
Organism: Hippocampus comes (tiger tail seahorse)
Lineage: Eukaryota; Metazoa; Chordata; Actinopteri; Syngnathiformes; Syngnathidae
Gene: fam49al
Product: family with sequence similarity 49 member A, like
Exons: 11
Coding region: 904-1875 (323 amino acids)
Biological process (GO): regulation of actin filament polymerization
Molecular function (GO): small GTPase binding
Source: RefSeq, a predicted model, not a curated record